GGUGUAUGGAAGACAACAAGCUCUUAUCCAGUCUUUCACUCAACAAACCAGCUUCAUGCCUUGCUAGCUGCCCAUCAUCUCAUUGCAUUGCUGUGGGAACCCUGAGUGGUCAUGUUUUCUUCCUUGAUCUAUCCAAUGUGGAUAAUCCUCGCAUCAUACAACGUCUUCACAUCCAUCAGACUCCUGUCCAGCAGUUGGUUUAUGAUGAGGAGGGACGGUACCUCUUCACGGGGGCAGAUGAUGGCCAUGUGUUUGUGGUUGAUGCUAGGCCAUCAUCAAGUUUUAAGAUUCUCGGCCAAACACCUAUCGAAGGGCUUGUUGUGGCUAUUUCUACCAAUACAUCAGAGAAGCAUGGACCAGUCAAAGUACUGGUGACAUCCAAUACUACUCCAGAUGUGACCCAAGGAGCUAAUAAGUGUUGUCAGUUUGACCUCCCAAAUGACCUGCCACAAGAUAUUGACAAUUUCCUGGCCAGUGCUAAGUGUGAUUUCAAAGAAGAUUCCAUCCAAAAGAUGAAUUUAAACUUUUCUGUGCCUUGCAUUGGUGCUGCUUUGACCACUGGGAAUGUGUUCUACACCAUUGCUUACGAUACUAAACAGUUACACAAGCUGGUUCUACCUGAAGAAGCACCCAAGAAGGCCAAUAACAAGGCAUCGUACUUGCAACCCCAAGGCGAGUUCCCUGGCCAUGAUCUACCUGGUGGUUCACUCAUCCUAUCUCAUCAUCAGAAAUGGCUUGCAUCAUGUAGUCCUGAUGGACAUGUCUUAGUACGUGGUGUAGGGGCAUUAGAUCGACCCAUUGUUGUACAAGCACACAGCUUCUGUACUGGUGGAGUCAAGCAGGUGUGUCUGUCUACUGAUGCACAGUCUGUCUUGACCUGCGGGGCACAAGAUGGGAUAUUGUCAUGCUACACUUGGAAUUACAGCAGUACAGGCCGUAGUAAGGCUACUUCAGCUAUAGAAGCUGCUCGAUCCCACAAUGCAAUGCUACAUGCCAUUCGUAAACGUGAAGAUGAGGUGCUAAGUGCUAUGCCUGAUUGGAAUGAAACAAUGUCCACUCCUAUGUCACGUUCAGUGUCUGAUAUCCAGGGACCUAAGAAAACUGGUAUUGAGCUUGCAAUAGAGAAGGAUGAGAUAUAUGUAACACCAACACCAACGUUGGCAUCUGACCCAACCUGGAUGGAUGUCAAAGAAAUGGAAGCCUUGCGGGAGGAGGACAAUCAAUAUUCUGAGCUCAAGUCAGCACUUCGAAGUGACAUCAGAGAGCUGAGGAGAACGAUUCAAAGCAUGAUGAAGGACAACGAGACGUUGCCUGAUAUAGAGCAGCUUGGACAUGAUGAGUUCAAUCUAGACUCUGAAGAGCAGCAGAGAUUGCAGGAAGAAGGAGAAGCCAAAGUCCAAGAGAUGCGAACCAAUAUGGAGUUUGAAGAUCUAGCAAAGACCUACUUGAGAGAGGUUAUUAAAAAUGAGUGUUGGGAUUCCAUGCUGGUCAAAGGUCGUAGCAUCAAGGCUUUCCAUAUGAACUUAGAGGUUGGUAACUAUCCAAUGAGAGACAGAACGAAGAAGGAGAAGGAGGAGCUGACAUUUGUCACCAAGAUGAGGCAGAUAGAGAUGGCUGAAAUGGCUGCAAGGAAAGAGAUUAUCGAGGUUCAACCAAAAGGAAACAAUGCUAAGCCCAGUGAUGCUGAAGAUGCUGAUGAUGAAUCUGAAGAAGGAGAUGGAACUGAGCAACCUUCAACCAUCGGCAGUCUUGGCGCUCAGUAUGGAGGAGCUAAUGAUCUUUUCUAUAGUCAGUUUGAGCUACAUACACGCCAACAGAAACGCAACCAAAUCAUCCUCCUACAAGAUGCCAUCUACCGCAUCAAGAUGGCCUUCAAUAAGGACUUUGAUGAGGUCUACCGGGCAAAAGAACAAGAGAUUACUCGAAUUAGUGAUCGAAAUCAACGCAUCUUGAAGAUCAUGGAGGAUCUUAUUAGUACAGAGGAAGUGUGGAAACCACAGAUGGAUACAGAUGAGAAGCCGGAGAAACUACUGACUGUGGAAGACAGUGAGGUCAAAGUCGAAAAGUUCAUCACUCCUGAGCAGAGGAAGAAGAUGGAGGAAGAAGCAGCUGAAGAGGCAGAAAGGAAGCUACGAGAGAAAGGAGAUAAUGCUAGAGAAAGGGCUCUGGAUAUGAUGAUGGGUGGGGUCCUGGAGAUUAAGAAAGAAGAUGAACUUAAGAAGGACAUCCCCAUUCCAACCUUUAUGGCCAAAGCACAAGAAGAAUGGUCCGAAGAUGAACAAAAAGCACACAAGGAGUAUGAGAGGAAAGUCAAGGAGCUCAAUGAAGAAAGGGAGAAAUAUAGGAAGACCCUUGAAGCUGAGCUGAAAAAGAUACAGACCAUCAUCGCAGACACAACUUCCAACUUUGAUGAUCGUCUGACAGACUUGUUCCAUCGUAAGAUUAAGACAGAGAUGGUCAUCUAUCAGGAAGAGCUGAAGAUUCUACGUUUGAAUCGAGAGCUUCUUAUUGAAGAGGAGUUGGAUGCUCAGGAGGAGGAAUUGAAUCGUAGACUGGAAACUAAGAAAGCUCUGAAGGCAGAAACUGUGCAAGCUGUGAUGAAAGCCAAACGUAUGGUGGACUCUUACCGAGACACUUACGACAUCCGGGUUGCUGAAGAUAAAGUCUUGGAGAAGAAUUUUCGCAAAGAGUUUCCUGAUGUUCAUGCUGUGCUUGUUGAUCAGUUGUUCAAGUUGUAUCGUCGGAGGCCAAGAGGCCAGCGAAGAGACCACAAGGGAUCUAUAUCAGAAACCCCCGGAGGCCCCUCUAAUCCAUACGGAGAGCGCCCUCUGUCGGCAAGGCAGUCCAACACAACAGUUGUGUUGAUGAAAGGACUGGACGAGCUUGAUCAUGAGUCGCAUUGUCCAGAAGGAAUUGAACCCCACAUUUGGACUAGAUUGUGUAAUUUACGAAGGACUAAAGUUCUGAGUGAACAGGAGGUCAAGGUUCAGGCUCUGACGUUAGCCGACAUGAAUGCCUUCCUGCAACAUCGACAAGAAGAAGAUGACAAAUUGAAGAGUGAGAUUGAAGAAACUAACGAAGCUCUCAACAGGCUUCGAGAUGAGCGUUUUCAGUUUAACUGUAACCUGGAUGUACAGUUCCUGUUGAAGCAAGGUCAAGUAGAAGUGGACAGUGGACCAUUCAUUCAUGAUUUCAGUGACAGUAUCUUGAUCCAUCGAGGAGUUGUAGAGGAUCUCAAUGGAUCCAUUAGGCAACUUGGCGAACAGAAGAUUGCAGCUAUGACAGAGAGCAAAGAUUUCAGGAAGGGAAUUCACAUUCUUGAAUGGGAGCACAAAAAGAUGGUGAUGCAGAUCGAAGAUUUACUGAACAAAGCGAGAACCAUUCAGAUGCUCAAAGUCUCCAGAGAUCUUCAAACUUUUCUUCAUAGUGAAGACCAUGAAGCCAGACGACAACAAGAGAUCUCUACGUUGGAGUCAACUCUGGAGAACCAGCGAUCACAUCAUGAGAAGGCUGUUGAAGAACGGAAGAAGACUUUAAGAGGUUUACGUCACACGAUAUGGAGCAAAGAGAAGAAUAAUGCAGGGCUGGAUGACGACUUGGAAGAGAUGAAUGUAUCAGUGGCUGAGAGAAAACACAUUAAUGAAGUCAAUGCUGCCAUGCGGAAUGUUGGUGGUUCAGCUCAGCGUAUGAAGGACAUUGUUCAGCGACGGAAGCUGGUCGAUUUAGCUAAAGCACAAGCUCAGGAAGUUGCUGUGUUAAGAGCUGAGGUUGAACGUCUUCGCAUGCGUACAUUUCCUGCACUGGUCCAAGUGGAACGCUGAACACUCACGCUACUAACAUCUUGGUCUUGUCCCCUGAAGGCUUUGUAUAUGAUGGGUUAAUAUAUCACAGGCACUAGACAUUUUUUUUUCAAAAAGACAAGGGGAAGUUGUAUAUUUUCAUUGACAUCACACAAAGGCAGUUUAUUUUACAAACAUUUGUAAAUGACCUGCUUCAUCCCUGAAAAAUAAUCUGUGACAAUUGUUAAAACAGGAGAAAUCGUAAUUAACUAAAUACCACGUUUGUUUUGUCAAUUAAAAUUUACGUUGACCAUCUUUAGUAUUAGUAUGCACAUUGAAAAAUGUCAUGACAAGCAAGAUACAAAGAGUGGAGAUGGAAAAAUACAUUGCAGUAGAAUAUACAGGUAAGAGAGAUGAUCUUUUUGAUUGUAAGGCAGUUCAGUGAGUACAUGAGCAAGGCAAUUUGGUGAAUACAGUGUUACAGCCUGUCUGAGUUUAACCUUAGAAAACAGCUUCUUGCUUCAAUAAGGAUUAUACAUGACCACACUGAAUACUGGUACAGUGUACAUUUAAACUUUUACAAUGAGUGUUUUAACAGUGGUUCCAAUCAUUAGAGGCAUGGUUAACUGAUAUUUCAGUUGGAUGUUGUAUAUAGAAUUGUUGGCUGUAAUACAUGUUUGUAUUUCACAUUGUAUUCUUUGGUUUCCUGGCUUCUCCAUAAAUUCAUCAAUUACUGAAGUAGUGUGAACUUUGAGGUUUAAAAGCAACAGGUGGUUUGGAUGUACAUGUUCUCAUAUUCUAUUAGAAAACUAUAUACUUGUAAACUAAAGUUCUAUUGUGCAUUCUCCCAAUGUUGUAAGCUAUUUGAUUCUAGUCUGCUUUGUACUGCCUGAGAUAUCUAUGGACAUGUCAAAAUCACUUGGCUAUGGCUGGAAUUUACACAUGACUUAAUGGGAACUGGCCGCGGCCACUGCCAUAGACUCAUGUGUAAUUUCUGGCCGUAGCCAAGUUAUUUGGACACAGCCUAAUAUUCACAAUAAUAUGCAUUAUAAUUUACAUUUCCCACAAAGAAACAACUAGCAAGACUACAUUCCGUCCAUGAACUUACAUACAUGUGCCUUCUGUUUGCAUAAAAUAAAAUCUUUAUGAUUACUCAA
Messenger RNA from Acanthaster planci (crown-of-thorns starfish), 4936 nucleotides. RefSeq names its product cilia and flagella associated protein 43 (gene cfap43). NCBI's taxonomy places the organism in Eukaryota, Metazoa, Echinodermata, Asteroidea, Valvatida, Acanthasteridae. The record is from RefSeq and is a predicted model, not a curated record. Gene Ontology annotation, biological process: cilium assembly. Gene Ontology annotation, molecular function: protein binding. Gene Ontology annotation, cellular component: axoneme.